Molecule: messenger RNA, 1623 nt
Organism: Clonostachys rhizophaga
Lineage: Eukaryota; Fungi; Ascomycota; Sordariomycetes; Hypocreales; Bionectriaceae
Source: the annotation of a GenBank genome assembly
AUGAGUCCUACAACAAAUGGUAUUGCUGGCUCGGCCGACGAUGAAAUUUUCAAGGAAGGCGUCCGAGUAGCCGUAAUCGGUGCUGGAGUCAGUGGUGUUUGCACAGGCGUUCGCCUCCUUCAACAAGGCGCUCACGUCGUCGUUUUUGAACGGUCCCAAGUGUCAUCUGGGGUUUGGCAUUUUGACCCGAGAGUCGAUUCCAACAGUGUGGCAUAUCCUAGCAAGGAAGCCUCACUAGGCGAAUAUGAGACAUCCCUGCCUGGCCAAUUUCUCCCGCCAGGUGUGAAGAAUGGAUACUCCAAGGAUGACGAGGCUCGCCUCCGCCACCACGCCCUGAACACAACGGACAGAGAAGCUUUGGAAACUUCCUUCGCACCCCCGGGUCCUUGCUACUCUGGGUUGAAAAACAACAUCCCUACACGUCUUUUGUAUAGUAACCUCAAGCUUUGGCCUUCGGGGACAAAAGAUAAUGUGCCGCACUGGGAGAUUGAGAAGUACAUUCAAGAUAUUGGCGCUGAGAAUGAUCUGGAGAAAGUCACGCUCUACAAUACACGCGUUGAAACUGCCAGAAAGUCUGAGGACGGGCAAAAAUGGCUGUUACGAACAAUUACACUGCUACCCAAAGAGGGGACACCUCAAAUUGUGGAAAGAUCUUGGGAGUUUGAUGCGAUUGUUGUUUGUUCUGGCCAUUACAAUCUUCCUCGAAUUCCUGAUUUCCCUGGUCUACCAGAGUGGAAACAAGCAUUUAAGGAUAGAGUGAUACAUUCUAAGGAAUAUCGAAAUCCCGAUGACUUCAGAGACAAGAAUGUCCUGGUGAUAGGAGGAGCCACUUCAGCGUCUGAUAUUUGCCGAGAACUAAAUGGGGUAGCGAAAACCGUCUACCAAAGUACAAGAGGAGGAAAGUUUGACCAUCCAGCAACAAUCAUUCCUCCUGCCGUGAAGAGGGUAGGGGAAGUGAAUAGCUUUGUUCUGGACAAGGGGAAUGAUGUUGAGAAUUUGAGGGAUGCAUCGUCCUCAAUUCCCGGUCAAGUGCUUUUAAGAAAUGGAGAGAGGGUCAAAGAUCUCCAUCACAUUAUCAUCGCAACCGGAUACCUAACGUCAUUUCCGUUCCUGUCUCAAUUCCACGGAGACAACGUGCCUAUUGAAGACGCAACCCCGGAAUUGCUGGUCACGUCCGAGGCAAACAUGGUACACAACUUACAUAAAGAUAUCUUUUACAUCGAGGAUCCAUCGCUCAGUUUCGUUGGCAUCCCUUACUAUGUUGCCACUUUCUCGGUAUUUGAUUUCCAAGCUGAGGCCGUGGCUCGGGUGCUCACUGGCAAGACCAAAUUGCCAUCACGGCAAGUUUUGCGAGACGAGUAUAACAAGAAGAUCGCCCUGAGGGGUCGUGGUCGAAACUUUCAUAGCUUGGCGGAUGAGGGAGCGGAACUUGGCUAUGUCAAGGAUCUCGCAGACUCCAUAAACAAGGGAGCCCAUGGUAGUAAAGCUGGCCUUAUGCAGGGUCACUCCGAGGAGUGGCUUGAUUCUUUCGAAAAGUACAAGUUAUGGAGAAAUGGCCUUAAAAAAGGUACAGUGAACUUGCUUACUUCUUUAGAAGAGUUUAUACUCCUCCAAGAGAAAUGA